AUGGCUAAUCGUCGCAAUAAUGAAUCUAGUACCGGUACUACUAGUAAGCGACUUCCUACAUUUGAUAAACUUGAAGGUGCACAAUUAAAUCGGGACCCAGCCUUAGCACAUUUUCUGUCUUUCGAAGACUUCUUAGUGUAUAAUGACGAGUUGGAUCCCCUGUCUGUAGCGGCAAUUGAUACACUUUUGAAUAUGUUUAAGCAAACUUUGAAAGGAAAAGCCCGCCUAUGGAUUGAAGGCAGAAAAGAGGUCUCCUUCGCUACCUCUGAUAUUUCUUCUAUUCGUGAAGAACUAGAUGCCUUGAAGCUGCAGUUCGAAUCUAAUGAAAGAUCUAACCGAUGA
Patella vulgata (common limpet) is the source of this 342-nucleotide messenger RNA. RefSeq lists its product as uncharacterized. The record is from RefSeq and is a predicted model, not a curated record. The coding region runs from base 1 to 342 and encodes 113 amino acids. The transcript has 2 exons. NCBI's taxonomy places the organism in Eukaryota, Metazoa, Mollusca, Gastropoda, Patellidae.